UAUUAUAUCAUUUUAUGAAACUCUCAAAUUAAAUAAGAGGGUUUAAAAGCAAAACCAAUAGACAAUAUCUAUAUAUGUGAAUAAUUAUAAGUCUGACUCAAAUCAAAAGCUAGUGUGCAGAAUCAUUGAAGAGAAAGAAGAAAAUUGAAGGAUGAAGGGUAAAGUGUUGAUCAAUUUUGCACUAACAAUUUGCUUCUUCUUCUGUUGUAGCUCAGGCAGAGUGAUUGAAUCUCCACACUAUAAAGUGAUUCAUGUAGAAUCAGAUUUUGAAAUCAGACAGUACAAACAAAUUUCAUGGAUGUCUGCUCUUGUUCAAGGAACAGCCUCCUUUGAAAAAUCCACUGAACAAGGCUUCCAUAGGUUGUACCAAUACAUGCAUGGUGCUAACAGCAAUUCCUAUCACUUUCUAUUUACUUCUCCUGUCACAACCACCAUUAUGACAUUGACACGUGAACCCGAGCGUUUGGUUAGGUAUUAUCUGCCCAUUAUGAACGCUGAAAACCCGCCGCUGCCGAAUUCUGAACUGAAUGUUCAUUUUGAGAAAUGGAGAAACAAUUGCUUGGCAGUCAGGAGGUUUCCUGGAUUUGCUAAAGAUGAUAAUAUCAACAAAGAAAUUGAUGCUUUAAAGAGCAGCUUGAGCAAGUACCUACCUGAAAGUGCAGCUGUUUCAGAAUACACCAUUGCACAGUACAAUUCUUCACGUCGCUUGUUGGGGCGUUUGAACGAAGUCUGGCUCGACGUUUCGGGUUUUACUACUGAAGGAUGUCAACCCCUGUAAGAAGUUGCUUGAGUUGGCUUGCAGGCUGUGUGGAUUGUAUUAUAUAGCUCAAUAAAAUGUAAUGCCUUUCUGGGGUUAGAAAACUAAAUAAUGCCUUUUGAUUUGGAAAAACUAAAUAAGAAACCAUAUUAUAAGCACUGUUCUCGAAGUUCUUUUGCCAAUAUCUUUAGAGUUUAAACA
Cucumis sativus (cucumber) is the source of this 958-nucleotide messenger RNA. RefSeq lists its product as uncharacterized. Lineage: Eukaryota; Viridiplantae; Streptophyta; Magnoliopsida; Cucurbitales; Cucurbitaceae. The record is from RefSeq and is a predicted model, not a curated record. The coding region runs from base 152 to 778 and encodes 208 amino acids. The transcript has 2 exons.